Sporisorium graminicola is the source of this 3195-nucleotide messenger RNA. RefSeq lists its product as uncharacterized. Gene Ontology annotation, molecular function: glycosyltransferase activity. Lineage: Eukaryota; Fungi; Basidiomycota; Ustilaginomycetes; Ustilaginales; Ustilaginaceae. Bases 1 to 3195 code for a protein of 1064 amino acids. Gene Ontology annotation, cellular component: cytoplasm. The record is from RefSeq and is a predicted model, not a curated record. The transcript has a single exon.
AUGACUUCUUCAUCGCAGCACAACUCGACCAACAAUGCAUUCGUCACCCUCUUGACAUCCGAUCAUUACUUGCCCGGCGCGCUUGUUCUGGCAGAGUCACUCCGUAUUACUCAUGGCAACUCUAGAAAGGGCAAGCUCAGAGCUGAUGCUCCAACAUCAUCUCCUGCCAACUUUCAACUGGUAGCGCUUAUCACUCCCGAUACCCUCUCUGUACAAUCCGUCAAGGCGUUGCGGCGGAGCGGCUUGUUUGAUUGGAUCGUGGGUGUAGAGCCUAUUGGCUUCCGUCAGAUCCUCGCGUCCUCGCCGCCACCCGGCAUCCCAAUAGCUGUCAACGACCAUGCCACAGUCGUACCCUCGGCUACGCUCGAUUCAGAGCUCAACGACAAGAUCCUCCAGAUGGAGCGUAACCUCAACCUCUUGGGUCGACCUGACCUGACCAACACCCUCACCAAGUUGCACGCAUGGAGGCUCGGUCGCGACUCGGCUCAUCUCAUUGUUCAUGGCGCCACAUCCACGCAAGACGCAGCUCAGGUAUGGCAAGGCUUUGACAAGCUCGUUUUUCUUGAUGCAGACACAUUGGUGCUUCGCCCCAUCGAUCAUCUCUUUCGGCUCGGGAACAACGUCCACUUUGCUGCUGCCCCAGAUACUGGCUGGCCUGACGCCUUCAACAGCGGUGUCAUGAUGCUCACCCCUUCCAGCUCAACAUUUGAAGCCAUUCGAUCCUUUGCUCGCACUACUGGCUCUUGGGAUGGCGCCGAUCAGGGUCUACUCAACGAUUUCUACGGUCCGGAAGAUGGCUCCGAAGAUGCCGCCGCCGGUGUGCAAGGUGCCGUUUCUGCUCCAGGAGGUGGGUGGAAAAGACUCAGCUUCCGGUACAAUGUCACCAGUCACGGUGGUUACACUUUCGCGCCAGCCUACCAACGCUAUGGCCAAUCAAUCAACAUUGUUCAUUUCAUUGGCCAGCACAAGCCCUGGAAUCGUCCGAGACCGUCCGGUGUCGCAGAGCCAGACCCCUUGGUGGGCCCCCGCGAUCUUGAUAGCCAGUCCAUCACACCAGACCAGCCAGACUAUCUACUCGCAAUCUGGCACAGCGCAUUCGCAUCCCUUUACCCUUCCUCGGGCUCCACGUCACCCGAUAGCGAGAUCGAAAUCGUCCAUACCGAGCGCGGCGUCGAGGUUGUCGAGCGGCGCAAGUUCACCGUCCCAACCUUCCACGCUGUGUGGGAUGCGGAAGCGCGCGGGGACCAAGCCACAAUCUCCCCUGCUAACGCAUCUGCAUCUGCGCAUGGUGCGCCUAGGUUGGACAGUCAUUUCUCCCGAGAAGCAGCAUACGCCAGUCUGCCUUUGGACGGCAGAACUUCGUUGAUUGCACCUGCGCCCCAGAUCACACGUUCGCCCUCCCCGCCAACACCAACGCAAGAGAGCAUCGACGCCGAGUUGCGUGCUAGGGAGCCUGCUCAAGCCACACCUGCCUCUGCUCCCAUCACCAUCCCCGCUCGUGAUCAAGCUGAGGAUGGAAAUGAUAGCGACCACUCGCCACAGCAUUUUUCGCCUCCAAAGUUGACUUGGAAUCCAGCGCACGAACCUCCUCCGAGCGGAUCUGACGCUUCGUUGUACCAGAUGCGAACUCCCAUCGACGCGUUCUACUCGAAUGUAUGGGAUGCCGGCCAACGAACACCACGCACACUCGCUGAGCAGAAAGCAGCUUUCUUCGUGCCGCAGAAUGCCACAUCAAAGCAGUCCGGUGGUCGUCCUCAGGGUGGCCCUGGUUACAUCCCCCCUCAACUCCGACGUGAUCGUGUCUUUGACAAUCUUGGCUCGCAUCAGCCCGACCCAAGCAAAGUCAGGCCCAUUUUCCCGUGGGAGAGCAAGCAAUUAUCAUCUAACGCCCCUACCCGCAUAUUCCCGGAUGAGCCCCGUCGUCCGUCCCCGCCGCCUUCUGCCGAUACCACGCCUACGCUCGGAAGCACGCAAGAUGGCUCAUUCCGUGCAACUGCGACUGCACCGGCACCAGUGCAGCGUCCAAGAGGUCUUCCUGCCAAUCUGUCGUUCGUCAACGCAUGGGAUCAGGCAGGCGCCAUCGGCGACUUUGCUACUGCGUGGAAUCGACACACACAUCCACCUUCGCCGGAUAGGCGGAGGUCGCGCCCGAUUGAAGCGGGUCGCAGUGGGGCCAGCUCGAGAGAUUCUGAUCCCGCAAGACCGGUGGACAGACGAAGGACCGCAGGAGGAUCGAGUGGGUCUCUUCGUUCCGAUGCGCCCGUCAACCCAUUCCGUCCUAUGUCUGCGGUGUUUCUCGAACGCAGAUCUAGCCUGAACGACGGCGAAGAUGCACGUGAUGGCGAAGCGUCGGACAGCAGGGAUGGGGACGACGAGUCGUCCGACGGCGAAGAUUCUUCGGGUCACGAAAACACAUCGCAAGUCGUGACGGAGCGGGAUGCGACUCCUUCGCCGACCAACUCGCGCCAACUCGGCAGGCCACGCGAGGGACCUGGACGAGGCUACAUGAAAAAAGCGGAGAAUUCGGUGCAUGCUCAGAUGAACGCGACACCACGAAGUCCGCGAAUGGGGGCUCGCGUUCUGUCGUAUACCUCGACCGCCACGGAGGGCGAGGGCAGGAGUGGUGGUGGGGGCCGGUUUUCGUCGUCCAGCAGCGCGUCCAGUUCGACUGUCAUGAGCGACCGUGCGGCAGCCGCGAGGCAGCGAGCAAGGGAUCGCAUUCGACCUGACGGAUGGGUCUCGACCGGCUCGGCGGGGUCGGGAAUGAGCUCGCCUCCUCCUGGUGGCUAUCCCGCUGCGUCGUCCUCGCUACGCGGCAUUCCAGGCAUGGCAGCGGGUGGCGCGUUCGUGCCUGCCUACCCUAGCAUGACCGGCAGGAGACGCGAAGCCGGCUCGUCCAACGAAUCUCAAUCCGGCGAGUCGGGCGCGAACUCCCCCACCGCUCUGCUCAGUCCCACCAUUGGCAGCAGUUUCAGCUCGACCAUGCCCUUCGGUGGAGGCAGCACGAUGAAUGUUGCACGCAAUUUUGGCGCGGCUGUUCCGCAGCCUGUGCCGAGCAGAGUUCCCAACCCUCCGUCGUUAGACGAACCGUUCAGCUCGAGCCCAGUGAAUUUGCGGUCGGAGCUGUCGCAGCAGGCGAGGGCGCAUCACCAGGCAAAGUAUGCAGCUGCAGCGAGGUAUCCGCGUCUUUCUUAG